GGCACACUGACCUCUACUCCGGAGGUUGGUAAAGGAUGAGAGACAGUUAAUACUACAUAACUUGUCUUUCCAGAGCACUAGCCGCCGCUCAUUGGAAACAGAAGAUACCACAAGGGAACGGAUGGGCCGAGUUUUUCCACAGCAGAUAUAAAGGCUGCAUCCAAAAUGCCAGAAACAAGAAAUUCUUUACAAGAAGAUUUAUUUCCUUCUACGCUCACACUUGCUGAUGAAAAUGAUGAUGCAGAAACUUUCAGGAAGAAACUCACAUUUGGACUUGGCAUUGCACAAAUAUUUUGUGGGGUUAUGCUUGGUGUUUUUGGUCUGCUAUCUAUGAAUAUGGAAGCAGCAAUGUCAUCUUUGGCUGGUGGAGUCUGGGCAGGAGGUAUCGCCAUAGCAACAGGGCUGGCAGCAAUAUGCUUAAGUAAAUGCGCUAAAAAAGCAAUAUAUGCCAUUGUAUUUUUAUGCCUGUCAGUAGUUAGUGUAUUAACUGGAGGGCUUGCUACAGUUUUUGUAGCGACUGGUUUAGCUCAUGAUGCCCAGUGGCCAGCUGGAUACUAUGUAGACAGUGAUGGUAGAAGAGUACUAUUUUCAGGUGAUAUAGCAACAAGAGCACCAUUACUUGCUGUAGCAGCUGUUACUCUUACAUCUGCUAUAGCUGAUUGCGCAUUAUCUGUCACAUGCUGUAUUGUUGCCGCUCAAGAAGCUUGUCAGUGCUAUGUCUGUUCUGAUGAUGAUGACCCUGUAGACCAAGAUUCCCGAGUUCGCCAUGAUCGGUUGGUAACAUGGCUUGGUCAACAAGCUUUAAUGGAUUUUAUGAUGGCCAGUGGUAAAAUUCCUGAUAAUUUAAAUCCCAACAAUGUAACAAAAAAUCAUUCUAUAAAUACACACACUGUAGCAAAAUAAAAUAUUUAACAUAAA
Stegodyphus dumicola is the source of this 918-nucleotide messenger RNA. RefSeq lists its product as uncharacterized. Gene Ontology annotation, cellular component: membrane. Lineage: Eukaryota; Metazoa; Arthropoda; Arachnida; Araneae; Eresidae. The record is from RefSeq and is a predicted model, not a curated record.